This is a messenger RNA of Dipodomys ordii (Ord's kangaroo rat), 5373 nucleotides long. RefSeq names its product SATB homeobox 1 (gene Satb1). The record is from RefSeq and is a predicted model, not a curated record. The transcript has 12 exons. Lineage: Eukaryota; Metazoa; Chordata; Mammalia; Rodentia; Heteromyidae. Gene Ontology annotation, biological process: chromatin remodeling; regulation of transcription by RNA polymerase II. Gene Ontology annotation, molecular function: DNA-binding transcription factor activity, RNA polymerase II-specific; RNA polymerase II cis-regulatory region sequence-specific DNA binding. The coding region runs from base 829 to 3216 and encodes 795 amino acids.
CCCCCCGCGCCCGCCCGCCGCCGCCGCCGCCGCCGCCGCCGCCGCCGCGAUCUCGGGGGGCUCUCGGAGAAUCCGAUCACAAGUGACAGCCACAAGUAGACUUGGCGUCCUCGCACCCGAACCCCGGAACCGAGGCGAGCGGAAGGGAGGAGGCGAGGGAGGAGAGCGCGGAACCUCGGGGCCCCCCACCCCCUUUCUGGAGACCUGGGCCGCGGUGAUCCUGUCCGCUCCCCCCUCCUCUUCCUCUUUUUCCUUUUUUUUUUUUUUUUGGGAGAGAUUCCUCAGGCAUCACCUCGCCUCCCCAGCCCCACACCACACUGUGCUCCGAAACGGGUUCUGCUUUGUUUUUUUACGAUUUCUCUCCCCCAACGAAUCACUUGUCAGAUCAAUUUUAUCUUCUCCCUCCUCCCUUCUUCCCACUCCCCCCUCCUCCCCGUCGGAAACCCCGUUCUCUGAGGUUAGACAUUUUACAAACCAUCUAUGUUGCUUUUCGAUUUGUGAUUUUUUUUUAAUAUAACCCCCCCCCUCUUCCCAUGGCUACUCUUCCAGACAUUUAUUUCUGCCCUUCCCCCGCUUAGGGGGGGCGGGGGUAAGGGAAGGGAGAAAAUAAUACAAUUUCAGGGGAAGUCGCCUUCAGGUCUGCUGCUGGUUUUUUUUUUUUUGUUUUGUUUUGUUUUGUUUUUUAAAAUUAAAAGAAAAAAAAGGACAUAGAACACAUCAGUUUUGAACUUCACUUCAAGAACCUGGGCUGCAAAGGAAAUCUCCUUUGUGUUUGUUAUUUAUAUGCUGUCAAGUUUUGAAGUGGUGAUCUGUAGACAGUGACUGAGUAUGGAUCAUUUGAAUGAGGCAACUCAGGGGAAAGAGCAUUCAGAAAUGUCUAACAAUGUAAGUGAUCCGAAGGGCCCACCAGCCAAGAUUGCCCGCCUGGAGCAGAAUGGGAGCCCUCUAGGAAGAGGAAGGCUUGGGAGUACAGGUGCAAAAAUGCAGGGAGUGCCUUUAAAACACUCAAGCCAUCUGAUGAAGACCAACCUUAGGAAAGGAACCAUGCUUCCAGUUUUCUGCGUGGUAGAACAUUAUGAAAACGCCAUCGAAUAUGAUUGCAAGGAGGAGCAUGCGGAAUUUGUGUUGGUGAGAAAGGACAUGCUUUUCAACCAGCUGAUAGAGAUGGCACUGCUGUCUCUAGGUUACUCGCAUAGCUCUGCUGCCCAGGCCAAAGGGCUAAUCCAGGUUGGAAAGUGGAACCCGGUUCCACUGUCUUAUGUGACAGAUGCCCCUGAUGCUACCGUAGCAGAUAUGCUUCAAGAUGUGUAUCAUGUGGUCACAUUGAAAAUUCAGUUACACAGUUGCCCCAAACUAGAAGACCUGCCUCCUGAACAAUGGUCACACACCACAGUAAGGAAUGCUCUGAAGGAUUUACUGAAAGAUAUGAAUCAGAGUUCAUUGGCCAAGGAGUGCCCCCUUUCACAGAGUAUGAUUUCUUCCAUUGUGAACAGCACUUACUAUGCAAAUGUCUCAGCAGCAAAAUGUCAAGAAUUUGGAAGGUGGUACAAACAUUUCAAGAAGACAAAAGAUAUGAUGGUCGAGAUGGAUAGUCUUUCCGAGCUAUCCCAGCAAGGUGCCAACCAUGUCAAUUUUGGCCAGCAGCCAGUCCCAGGGAACACAGCCGAGCAGCCUCCAUCCCCUGCGCAGCUCUCUCAUGGUAGCCAGCCCUCUGUCCGGACCCCUCUUCCGAACCUGCAUCCUGGGCUUGUGUCAACACCUAUCAGUCCUCAACUGGUCAACCAGCAGCUCGUGAUGGCCCAACUGCUGAACCAGCAGUAUGCAGUGAACAGACUUUUAGCCCAGCAGUCCUUAAACCAACAAUACUUGAACCACCCUCCCCCUGUCAGUAGGUCUAUGAAUAAGCCUUUGGAGCAACAGGUUUCAACAAACACAGAGGUGUCUUCGGAAAUCUACCAGUGGGUACGUGAUGAACUGAAACGAGCAGGAAUCUCCCAGGCAGUAUUUGCACGUGUGGCUUUUAACAGAACUCAGGGCUUGCUUUCAGAAAUCCUCCGGAAGGAAGAGGACCCCAAGACUGCAUCCCAGUCUUUGCUGGUAAACCUUCGGGCUAUGCAGAAUUUCUUGCAGUUACCUGAAGCAGAAAGAGACCGAAUAUACCAGGAUGAAAGGGAGAGGAGCUUGAAUGCUGCAUCGGCCAUGGGUCCAGCCCCUCUGAUAAGCACACCACCCAGCCGCCCUCCCCAGGUGAAAACAGCUACUAUUGCCACUGAGAGGAAUGGGAAGCCGGAGAACAAUACCAUGAACAUUAAUGCCUCCAUUUAUGAUGAGAUUCAGCAGGAAAUGAAGCGCGCUAAAGUGUCCCAGGCACUGUUUGCAAAGGUUGCAGCAACCAAAAGCCAGGGCUGGCUGUGUGAGCUACUGCGCUGGAAGGAAGAUCCGUCUCCAGAAAACAGAACCCUGUGGGAGAACCUGUCCAUGAUCCGAAGGUUCCUCAGUCUUCCCCAGCCUGAGCGCGAUGCCAUUUAUGAACAGGAGAGCAAUGCGGUGCAUCACCAUGGCGACAGGCCCCCCCACAUCAUCCAUGUUCCGGCGGAACAGAUUCAGAGCCCCUCUCCCAGCACCCUUGGGAAAGGAGAGUCUAGAGGCGUUUUCUUACCAGGCCUGCUGACCCCUGCACCAUGGCUCGGUGCUGCUCCUCAGCAGCAGCAGCAACAACAACAGCAGCAGCAGCAACAGCAACAAGCACCACCACCUCCACAGCCACAACCACAGCCACAGGCUGGCCCCCGGCUCCCUCCACGGCAGCCCACCGUGGCCUCACCUGCCGAGUCAGAUGAGGAGAACCGGCAGAAGACCCGGCCACGAACCAAAAUUUCAGUGGAGGCCCUGGGAAUCCUCCAGAGUUUCAUACAAGACGUGGGUCUGUACCCGGAUGAAGAGGCCAUCCAGACUCUAUCAGCCCAACUUGACCUCCCCAAGUACACCAUCAUCAAGUUCUUUCAGAACCAGCGCUAUUAUCUCAAGCACCACGGCAAACUGAAGGACAAUUCUGGCUUAGAGGUAGACGUGGCCGAAUAUAAAGAGGAGGAGUUGCUCAAGGAUUUGGAAGAGAGUGUCCAAGAUAAAAAUGCCAACACCCUGUUUUCCGUGAAACUAGAAGAGGAGCUAUCAGUGGAAGGGAACACAGACAUCAAUGCCGAUCUGAAAGACUGAGAGCAAAGUAUUAUUUUCAUUCAACAGUGCCACCGGUGUUUACUAACAACGUGAAAAGUCCAUCUUGUGUUCGCUCAGAAAACCUUUGUUGUUCAUUGUUUGGCCAACCUUCAAUCUUCAGAAACUUGCACAAACAGGAAAGUUGGGAAGGAAAGUAAGGACUGCACUAUGUUUAAACGCCUUUGUUGUAACACUGCUGGGCAGCCCGGGUGAAGCAUUUGCGGACUGUUUGAUAUUAAAAAUUUUUGUUCAAGGGAUGCACCCAGAUGUGUUCCCAGUAAGCAUGAUACCAGAGAGGGUUUUUUUUAAGUUAUUAUUAUUCUGGAGCCUCAAACAAGCAUUAUAAUUUCUGUGAUUAUGAUUUCCUUUUCUUUAACUAUUUCUGUAACACUCCACACUGAUCUUUGGAAAAUCGCCCCUUAUUUUAAAAAAUAAAGAAAAAAAAGAGUUUGUUACUCUAUUGUAUGUUACAAAAGAACUAUAGACUGUGAAUGCAGUUUAAAGAUGACAUAUGCCAACAAAUGCCUUGUACUAUAAUGGCACUGCCGUAAUUCAAAUUUGUUUUUAUUUUGGAAAUAAAAGUUCACUGUAAUUUUUUUUCAUUCUCAUUGUUACAUGAUUUUUUUUAAGAAAACAACAAAAAAAAGGAAAAGAAAAUGUGAAACACAAUUUAGUCCUCAUUAUUUAUUUGUAGACCCUGCCGCAUCUUGUUGUAAUUAAUUUUUUGGAAGUUUCCGUUAAAUGUAAUAUUGCUUCUCUUGUUACCAUUACUGAUUCUUUUCUAUUUAUAAAUGUAUUUUGAUGGGCAGUAAAACAAAGUGUCUUAAAAGUUUUAAAUAGAGAAAAUGUGCUUUACACAGUUGCCUAUAAGAAGUGCUCUAUGUUAUCCAAGCAAUUCAUACUAUAAGCUUCACUCUUACUGUUGUAUGCAAUUUUUACUAUCAUGCAAAUAAGCUUAGGUAAAUAAAACUAAUAGAUCACCUUAGAAAAUUAUGCAAUUAAUGUGAAAAUAAUUGAUGUUUGCAAUGUGUCUUCCUUUGGUUUACAAUCAAUUUUAAACCUACAUCUGUAUAAAAUUUCUGUAUAAAGGUGUAUUUCUUUUUUUUUUUUUUAAUGAGUUUCAUGGCUAUGAAAACACCAGCUAUUUUGUUACAGCUGGCUGUUUUUAUAAGUGUAUCACAAUUUUCUUUAUGCAGAAAUGUUCUGAUUAGGAGUGGUUAUUGACUGUAACUACACAAUUAAAACUGUUUGUAUGGUAUGACACGGCAGGGUUUGUCUGCUUAUGUGAAGUAACUUUAACAAAGAGUCCACAAUGGCCCUCUCAGUUAGGUCCAUGCUAAUGUUUUCUUGAUGAUAAGUUUGUUGAUUUUUAAAAAGAGCAACUUGAAAAGUCACUUGAAAUACUGUAAAUUUAAAUAUGGACAACGCACUCAUUUUUAAAUAGGCAUGAAAAUUCACAAUGAAGAUGAUAAUCUGUUUUUGGUUGACAUUUUGCUUAAUGAACAGAGAUAGGACAGUCAGAAGACUAACAAGUAUCUUUUCUGACAGUCACGCUCUUAAAAGGAAUUCACCUGCUCUUACUAUUACAAUCCUUCAAUUAAGCAAUACUUUUCCUUAAGCUGAGGUGUAUUUUUAAAGGCCAUUAAUAGUAACAUAAAAUAUGUAGAGGAAAAAUGGACUUUCUGUGUAAGAACCUCCUUACUAAGUAUUGUAUUUUUUAUUACAAGUUAUAAGUGAAGAAAGUUCCUAAUCCUGAGCUCAUUUGACUGCAUAUGUCAUAACUACAUAAAGAAAAUAAGAAGAACAUGCCUGGGAUUUAAACACCAUCUUCAAGAUUCGUAUGAAACCUCCGUUUAGCCAGGAUGUAAAAUAAGCUGUGCUAAUAGUCACAAAAAGGAUUGAAGCCAGUGCUAGGGUUUUGAGUGGGCUGGGUUUUUUUUUUUCUUUUAACUAUAUCUGUCUCAUCCUUUCUUUUUAAGGUUCCUUAGCUGUUGGUGUGGGUAUUCAGCGAUCUGCAGCCUGCCUCCUCUGCUACCCAUUUCCUUAGCCUCAGUGAGCUUAUUGGGAAGCAUCAAAAUACCUGAGAUGCUUUAGUGUUGAACUUUUAUAUCAGCUAAAAUGGAAUCAUUGAAAACACCCAAUAAAGCUUUAAAAUUC